Messenger RNA from Lathyrus oleraceus (garden pea), 651 nucleotides. RefSeq lists its product as uncharacterized. The coding region runs from base 1 to 651 and encodes 216 amino acids. The record is from RefSeq and is a predicted model, not a curated record. Lineage: Eukaryota; Viridiplantae; Streptophyta; Magnoliopsida; Fabales; Fabaceae. The transcript has a single exon.
AUGGCCAAAUUUUUUAUCUUAGUACUAGUCUUACUUCAAGUGAGCUCUUUUAUGGGCUUUACUAAAGGGAUUUAUACUCACAAAGAACACCAAAAACAUCACCCAGUAGCCCCAACUCCAUCCCCUAUUCAAUCACCAUCUUCUCACUCUUUUGAUUCUCUUGAUCUUGAUCAUCAUCGUAAGAAACAUCACCGACAUCAUCCAUCAUCCCCAGCUCCUUCCCCUCAUCAAUCAACAUCUACCUCAUCUAUUGAUUCUAUAGAUUUAGAUCGUCAUCCCAAGGCACAUCCUCCCCAUCAUCCAUCAGCCCCAACCCAUUCUCCUGUUCAGUCACCAUCUUCGUUCUCUAUUGAUUCCAUUGAUCUAGACCAUCAUCGCAAGAAACAUCAUCGCCAUCACCCAUCAUCCCCAACCCCUUCCCAUGUUCAACCACCAUCUUCUUUCAUUAAUGAGUCAUUUGAUGUGGAUCAUCAUCGCAAGAAACAUCAUCACCAUCACCCAUCAACCCCAACUCAUUCCCCUGUUCAAUCACCAUCUUCCUCCUCUAUAGAUUCUCUUGAUUUGGAUCAUCAUCACAAGAAACACAAGAAACAUCAUCAUCAUCAUCCCCAAUCUCCAAUCCCUUCCCCAACUCAAUCUCCAUCUACUUAA